AUGAAUAAAAAAACUGUAUUUUAUUUCUUUACUGCAUUAGUUGUGCUUAUCUUCAAACCCGAUUUAAGUUAUUCAACUCCAACGAUUUUUAAAUAUAAUGUUGAUGAGUGUCUCGAUUUUUGGACACCAGAAAAAAUCAAAAAAGCUAAGCCCUUAAAACCUAGAAAUAUUGCUAAACCCUUAAAAACUAGAAAUAGCAGAUUUAGAAAAAGAAGUGGUGGCAUAACUAUAAGAAAUACAACUGACUCUUCUAAAUAUACGAAAUCUAUGCCCCCUUCGGAGAGAAAAUAUGAUAUAAUUAAUAAUACAAUUAGUGUAGCAGAUGUAGAUCAAAUUCGAAAUUUUCCCAUGGGAAUAUUAUUCAUUAGUCAUAAUGGAGACCUAUUUUCUUGUUCCGCCAGUGUAAUCAAUACUAACAUCGGAAAUAUUGGACUUACUGCAGCUCAUUGUCUUUAUGAUCCUGAAUCUCAAGCAAUUUUUAAUAAUAUAAUGUUUUCUCCUGGAUUUGACCAUGGGCAACUUGGUCCACUUAAUCUGAUUCCUGUCGCUCAGGCGGUAGUAACAGACCAAUUUCGUGCUCAUAAUGAUGAUGAAUUUGAUUGGGGCAUGAUGAGAUUUGCAUUUAAUCUUAAUGGCUAUCCAUUAGAAUAUUAUACGGGAUCUCUCGGUUGGAUAUUCAAUGUAGGUGGUAAUGUCAGAACUGUUAUUUGCGGUUAUCCAGAUGGAGGUAAUCUUCCAAAUUGUCCAAAUAAUGGAGUAACUCUUUGUACGUGGGAAGGAGCACCAAAUUUGGCAGAAGAUUAUUAUGCCAUACCUGACUUAGAAUUAGGAAAUGGUGCAAGCGGAGCUCCUUUUAUAAUGAAUUAUGAUCCAAAUACGAAUUUGGGUUGGUUAUAUAGUAACUAUGCUAAUUUUGAUGGAAUCGAAGAUGAAGCAGUUGGGCCUAUUUAUGAUCCAAUAGAAUUCCAAGCUUUAUUAGGUUUACUUGGUGGUCUUUAA
Messenger RNA from Diversispora eburnea, 999 nucleotides. NCBI's taxonomy places the organism in Eukaryota, Fungi, Glomeromycota, Glomeromycetes, Diversisporales, Diversisporaceae. The record is from the annotation of a GenBank genome assembly.